Molecule: messenger RNA, 635 nt
Organism: Durio zibethinus
Lineage: Eukaryota; Viridiplantae; Streptophyta; Magnoliopsida; Malvales; Malvaceae
Product: F1F0-ATPase inhibitor protein
Cellular component (GO): respiratory chain complex I
Source: RefSeq, a predicted model, not a curated record
AAAAAAAUUUAUUGCUACCGACCCGACAUCCAAGCCUGUGUUUGGAUCGACUUUGUUUCUACAAUGCUCUCUGCUUCUUUCUUAAAUAAAACCCGAUAUCUUUCUUUCCAAUAAACAAGAAAGGAAUCAAAUUUUCUAAAUAGAAAAACGUUUGAAAAUGGUAAUGAGAUCAGCACUGAGUCGAUUCAGUACUGCCUCGCGUUAUCGAUCAAUGGAGUCAAGUCGUGGUGCAGUUCGGUGCUUUAGCGAUGGUAAGGGUCGGGUCCUGAGCGAGGAGGAACGCGCUAAGGAGAACGUCUACAUCCAGAAAAUGGAGAGGGAGAGGUUGGACAAGAUGAAGAAGAAGGCUGAGAAGGAAAAGGCAGAGAAGGAGAAAGAGGGUGCUGAGAAGACCAAUGAUGAGGCCUCCAAGGGUUGAUUGGAACAUCAAUUGUACAUUAUGACUUGUUUGCUUUGAACUUAAUAAUGACAAGUAAUGCAAAUAAAUGUUGUGACACCUUAGACUUUUGAUGAGAUUUGCUUCUUUCUUAAUGUCUAAUCUCCAAGAUAGUAGCUUAUAAUCUUAUUGUAUGUGGUUGUUAAUCCGUUGAGAUGCUUUUUUUCUGCACUUGAAAUAAUAUUGUGAUGUUUGAGAA